Molecule: messenger RNA, 2114 nt
Organism: Oryzias latipes (Japanese medaka)
Lineage: Eukaryota; Metazoa; Chordata; Actinopteri; Beloniformes; Adrianichthyidae
Gene: pxmp4
Product: peroxisomal membrane protein 4
Cellular component (GO): peroxisomal membrane
Source: RefSeq, a predicted model, not a curated record
UCAACGCGGAGGACUUUUUGUGUGACACUGUCCUUGCAGCCCAAUCAUGGCAGGAUCCGACUUGAUGAAAACUCUUGUGUUUACUAUCAAUCAUCUUCUGCAGCAGGAGAAAUACAAAGUAGCUUUGGCGGUUUUAAAGGGAUUCAGAAAUGGUGCCGUAUAUGGAGCAAAGAUCAGAGCACCACAUGCCCUGGUCAUGACAUUUCUGUUUCGAAGUGGCAGUUUAAAAGAGAAGCUCAAAGCCAUUUUGAAGGCCACAUACACCCACUCCCGGAAUCUGGCCUGCUUUGUUUUCACCUAUAAAGGACUUCAGGGUUUACAGGAGAAAAUCCAGGGCAAAAGUUUACAGUCUCAUGCCUUCCUGGCUGCCUGUAUUGGUGGGUGGUUGGUAUUUGGAGAAAACAACAACAUUAAUAGUCAGAUCAACAUGUACCUACUGUCCAGAAUCCUGUUCGCCUUGUCUCGGCUGGCUGUAGAGAAAGGAGUCAUCCCAGCACCAAAACAAGACCCAUUCCCGCUCUUUGCCACACUGGUUUGGGGCAUCGUCUUGUGGUUGUUUGAGUAUUACCCUCACACUCUUCAGCCCUCGCUGCAGUCCUCCAUGACUUACCUCUAUCACGACAGUAAUGUGUGGCAUGACAUCUCAGACUUCCUUGUUUAUAAUAAGCCAAAGAGUGUCGCUCAGAAAUAAAGCUAUUCUCAGAGCGACAUUAUAAGUUUGUAACCAAUACUCUAAAAGACUGUUGAAUGUUAAUUAUGACUUUGAGUUGAUUGUUUGCACAAUAUGAAGCAGUUUCCUUGAUAAAAAUAACAGAUAUUUUUUCUUUUUAAAUGUUUUUCUAUCUUAAAACCAACCAAGAUGAUUUGGAAACUGAUUCCUUCUCUACUGUAUCAUUUGUUUUGUGUUCCUGUAUUAGUCGAUCCAGUUAUCUGUUAAGAAAAUUGCAGCUACGUGUGAAAAAUGAUAAUCAAAUUCCUCAAUACAAAAUACACUGCAAAAACUGAAUCUAAAGAAAGCAAAAAGAGAAACAAAAUGCUGUUAUUUUCUAAUCUUAUCAAGAAAAUAAUCUUAGUUUGAGAAAACAUGUCUUAGUGAAUAGAACUUUCCUACUCUAUUAGCAGAUUUCUUUUUUUGCCUAUUUAAAGAAAAUCUGCCAACAGUGUAAGAAUCUUUAACUUAUUUCUGAGGGAACCGUUUUUGCAGUGUUCUGGUAAAUACAGAAAUAGCAAAGAUACAGUUAUGAUACAUCAUAAACGUGAUAUCGUACUAGCGAGCCAAUUAAAUAGUAGUUGAAUAGUGUUUUGCAUAAUUUUCAUUUUACAAUACUAAUUUAUUUUUUGUUCAAGACAGACCAAAGUCUUGGGUUUGCUUUUUGUCACGUUUAAUUGCGAUAAAUCAGAUGUACUUUAGUGUAUCUCAGAUAAAUCUAUGCACACUCAACAAAAAUAGGUUGAGCCUUUUUAACAUAAUGAGCAUUUUGCGUAAAAACUUUUACUUUUUUAAUCAAUUACUGUUCGAUACAUGAUUUGAAAAAAAACUUCUUUUUUUUUUUGCAAAACAGAUUUUAGGUGUGGAACUCCUAAAAGCACUUGACAAAAAUGAGUCACGCUCUAAGAAAUUGGUUGGAAGCCUGUGAAGUCACUCAUGCGUGCAAAACAUGAAGCGGGUGUUUGUCACAGUCUCAAUACUCUGUGCCAAGAGUAAAGGCGUGUCAAGUUACCACCUUAAUGCAUUUUUUCCAGUUGAAUAAAAACCUGAACAAACUUGAUCUUUUUUUCUUUUUCUGAUUUUUUUUUUUUGUUUCAUCAUUAAGCUUGCAUUUACACCCUUUGAAGUCUGAUUUGGGUUGCUUUGGAAAUGAGAGUCACAAGUGCAGAAAAUGUAAAACUAUAGAUUACAAUUAUUUUGGAAAACUAUUUAAUUAAAAUGUAUAUUUACUCUAUUUUUUCUGGUUUGAAUUGUAUGUCACAUUUAACUGAAGAAAAAUCCUCAUUUGUGUUUGGAGUAUAUUUUUACAAUGAAAAAAGUUGUGUAAUAACUGAGGUUUUCCUCAGACAAAAAAAAUUCACUUGUAAUUUCCUUUUUACAUCAAAGCAUAAAAUUCCUGAAGAGA